Messenger RNA from Anopheles stephensi (Asian malaria mosquito), 3082 nucleotides. Its product is annotated as mucin-2-like. Lineage: Eukaryota; Metazoa; Arthropoda; Insecta; Diptera; Culicidae. The transcript has 2 exons. The record is from RefSeq and is a predicted model, not a curated record. The coding region runs from base 50 to 2434 and encodes 794 amino acids.
CGCGAACCUUCGAAACGACCCAACGUGCGCAAACGCAUCCCAACGCAAUAUGGGUGCCUAUCCGACACAGACUCGCUGGGGCGGAACCAUACUGAUCGCGACGACAGUGCUCGUGUGCCUUAUGCUCAUGGUGCAGCCAUCGAGGGCGGCCGACUCGAUCUGUGAGCGUAUCGACUUUAACGAUAUAAAUACGUGGAAAGUGCAACAGUGUUCCGGCCCGGCGCGUGAGAUCUUUCGCCUGCGGACGUACGCGUCGUCGCCAAUGUUUCGCCCGUUUCGCGAGCGCGUUACGUACUUCCUUUCGAACGAUGUGCGUGGCAUUAGCUGUACGGAAUCUAUCAACAGUUUCUACAUGAACGCUUUCACGGAAAUUCGUAUGAUUUAUCAGCUGAUGUUUCGGAACCCGUGCCUGCUAACGCUCAUGGUGUACGAUUUGGAUAUGAUGGACCAGUUCGGGGAGCCGCUGCUGGCUCAAAAUUGGACCACGCGUGCCCAAACAUCCACGUGGAGCCUGUUCGUGGGGAAGGUGGAACGGGAGAUACGGCGUGCAAGAAUACAGCUGCAGGCUGAUAUGAGUGCCGAUGGCGAGCUUGCGAUCGAGUACAUAACCGUUUACAAUCCGCUUGUGCUGGAAGAGUUCUGCAUGGUGCUGGAUGAGUUCUACACGACACCGGAGCUAACGACGCCCACUACCACCAGACCUACCACGAGGACAACAUCGAUUCCGUACACAACGACGCGGCGAACCAGAAGCACUACUACUUCCACCACGACAACUCCUGCCACUACAACAACACCUUCUACUACUGCAACGACUCCUUCGACAACUAUCACUACAACGACUCCUUCUACUACUACUACUACUACUACUACUACUACUACUACUACUCCUUCUACGACCACUACUACUACGAGUCCUUCGACAACUACCACAGACACAACUACAACUCCUUCUGCUACUACUACGACUCCUUCGACUACUACCACAGACACAACUACAACUCCUUCUGCUACUGCUACGACUCCUUCGACUACUACCACUACUACGACAAUUCCUACUACUACUACUACCACUACUUUCUCUACGACUCUGUUUACGACUACUACCAGUACCACUAGUCCGACAACUACUUCCUCUACCACAAUACCUUCCACAACUACCACAACUCCUUCGACUACCAUUCCGUCUACCGUCGAACCCACUACCGAUCCUACUAGUACUCGCGCAGUCACCACCACUAGUCCAGUUUCCAACACAUCUCUCCAAAGUACAUCGACCUCAGUAGUUCCCUCGACAACUAGCACAAUCACAACCUCAACUACAUUGGCCACUAUCUUCCCAACUACUUCUGCUUCCACGCUGACAAGUACAACUGCUAUCGUCACGUCAACAACACCGAUUACAUUCUUCACAACAACCCCCACAGUUCCGACCGUUACUAGCAGCGACAUCUCAUCGUCAACAACAAAUACAAAUACGCAAUCGAGUACCGGAACUACUGAGCUGCUUGAAACCAGCACCACUGUCAUGUACACCACCACGCGAAGACGCCGUACCACCACAACUACGCUGCAAUCGACGGGCACUUCAACUACACUUACAAACUUCCCCGAUCGUACUACCACGCUGCCGUCGACUGGUGUCCCAGUGGAAACUACAACAACGGCCACAACAACGAUGGCCCCCAGAACAACCACCAACUUCAUUACCACUACCACAUCCACCCAGCGUUCCACCACCUCCCUUACACCAACAUCGCCGCUAUCUACGACGAGCAGUGCCGCGCCGUCCCCGACCACGACGACAGUGCCGUUCACGACGACCAGGAUGUCUUCACCACCGACGCCCUGGAAUAUGUCUUCCACGACGGAAACACAUGCUGCCAGCACCACCGUCACCAAUCUUCCCUCGUCGGAGCCCACGACCCUGCCGAUAGUGAAUCUUCCGAACGCAUCCAUCGCCCUGUGGAUAGCGCUGAGUGGUGUGUUUAUCGUGCUGUUUAUAGUCGCAUCGGCCCUGGCACUGUACAUCUACGUGUCCGGCGCCGAACUGCAUCAAGCGCUCGGUAGCGUGGGCCACUUUCUAACCUGCAGCAAACGCGACCGGACAGCCGGACGCUCCACCAAUAGCGAGAACCACCAGCCGAACAAUUUCGAUCCGUUCGACGCGUUUUACGGCCAGCAGCAGCAACAGCAGCAGCAUCAUUUGCAGCAACAGCUCAAGAACCGAUUGCGAUCCAGCAAGCACAACAGCAUCAGCAGCAUUAGCAAUAACAGCAGCAAAGCUAUCCGUCAGAAGUAUCCCAAGUUUAAUGUGGACCCUUACCAGGCGGGCGGAACGAUGAAUGGGAUGGCAUCGCUAGAUCCUGCACGCUUCGACCUAAUGGACGAUAUCGACGUCAUCAAGUACAAAAAUAGGCUAAACAAACUUUGAUCGAGAAACGUGCUCUGGCCGUGGUGCUUAAUCGUCGUGUGCAUUCAGUGCGGUUCAGUGCAACGACAAGAUGCUGUUGCUUUCAUCAAUCUUUUCGAACUGUGGAAACUGUGCCAGCCCGCCAACAAUACCGAGCUGUCCAACCAACCAAACAACACAUCCCAAAGACGAUGACGCGCUGUUCCGACCCCGAAGCGUACAGUCGCUGUACGCAUGUCCGUCCGAACCAUAGUCCCACAACGAAAAAAAAAACCGAAGAAAGACAGCCAGGGGAAUAGCGAGUUCAUUUCUGCCUCGCGUAAAGUUCAUGCAAACGACCCAUGUCUGUGUGAGAAAACUCCGUGUUUCUGUGUGUGCAACAGUUGGAGCAGCGAUGCAGUGAUCCGUUCUAAAAGCCACCUACCGUCCACCAAAUUAGCGUCAGCAAACUGUUUUUGAUUGUUACUACAUCCAGAUGUCGUCCCUGCACGAGAAUGCAAAUUUUUGUCCACAACAGUACUGUGCUAACUUCCGUGUGGAGCGUGGCGCAUCCGGAUCGCCAUCAGGGGGCACUCGCCGGUUCCUCUCAGUGUGGUUCCAAUUUUUGUGUCAACUGGGGGGCGAAUCGCUAAAUAAACAAAGUCUAGUAGAAAAUUAAGCGCAAUGCAA